CAAGGAGAAACGAAAUACAAGUUCGCAUCUACUCGACAACCGGGUUAUCCUCAAUCUAUUAAUUAGCUAAAUGCGAUAAACGCAUUGAUUUGUGCUUUCGUCAGUACACGGAACAAGUGCAUGUAACCCGUAUGACAUAUGUAACACAACAAAAAGAAACGUCACCGCAUGUUUAACUGAUAUACAAGCAGAAGUCGGUCACCGAACCCACAUCGUGGUACAGCUGGCCUAGGCCGAAAACGAUCAUCCAUCAACUAAAACAGUCCUAUUUUGAUGUCAUGGCAGAGAAGUUUUGUAUCAAGUUGCAAAGUGGGAAUGUGAUGCCAGUGAUUGGUUUAGGAACAUAUGCGCCAAAACAGGGAGAAGAUGAGGUGAUUUCUGCUGUUAAAGUUGGUGUUCGUGCUGGGUACCGCCACCUAGACUGUGCUGCCAUCUACAGAAACGAGCGUGCAGUGGGUCAUGCCAUCAAGGAGCUGAUCAUUGAGGACACAAUCAAGAGAGAAGAUUUGUUUGUCACCAGCAAGCUUUGGAAUACGUGCCACCGCCCUGACCUUGUGCGUUCAAGCUUGAAGAAGAGUUUAUACGACCUCGGUCUCACCUAUUUAGACCUUUACCUUAUUCAUUGGCCGAUGGGCUUACAGGAAGGUGGUGAAUUUUUGCCGAAAGAUGAAGAUGGUACAGUGCUGUUCUCGGAUGUUGAUUUCGUGGAGACAUGGAAGGCCCUGGAAGAUUGUGUGGAUGAGGGUCUUGUCAGAGACAUUGGUUUAUCAAACUUCAACAGUCAACAGAUAUCACAGAUACUAGACAUCGCUCGUAUACGACCCAGUAAUAAUCAGAUUGAAAUCCAUCUUCACUUAGCAAAUUCCAAACUCAUCCAAUUCUGUCAGGAGAAUAGCAUUUCUGUAACUGCUUACUCACCGCUUGGAAGUCCAGGCAACAAAGCUGCUUACCAGAGUGUUCCCUUCAGCCAAUCUUUGCAAGAAGCAGUGGUACUAGACAUAGCACAGAAGAAAGGCAAAACACCGGCACAGGUCAUUCUUCGUUUCCUACUUCAGAAAAAUGUAUGUGUUAUCCCUAAAAGUGUAACACCUGCACGAGUCAUUGAGAAUUUUCAGAUAUUCGACUUUGAAUUAGAUUCAGAUGAAGUGAAGCAGCUAGAAAAUCUUAAUAAGAAUCAUCGAUUAAAUUUAGAGACUCAUUCCAUGAAACACAAGUAUUAUCCUUUCAAUAUUGAGUAUUAAUGAAAGAGAAGAAUGGACAUUUUCGAAUCAAAUUCAGCUGAAUACCAAAUACAACGAUCCCCUUACGGUUUACCUAAGAGCUGUCUGAGGAUAAUCCAUACAUUGCCAUAGGUUUACAUGUGCCAGCAGACUAUUGAAUGUGACUCAAUAUAUAUUGUUCUGUGGGUAAUGCUGAACAGUUUCCUGAGGUGACAAAUAAUGAGAUAUAUUGCUCUAUGUGCUGGCUAGCUGUCUAAGGGAACAUUUUGCUGGAUCUGUUUGCAUGAUUGCUCCAUCUGUGUGCUAGUGAGCGGUCCGAGGGAACUCAAUAUACUGCCCGAUCUGUUUGCCAGUAACCUGUCUGACGGAACUCAACACCACCCGUAUAUUUCUGGAUCUGUUUGCAUGUGAGCUGUCCAAGAAAACUCAAUAUAUUGCUGAGUAUAUACUGCUCUGUGUGGCAGUAAACUUGAUUCAUUUAUGUAUAUUGAACUGUAUGCUUGGCAACUGUUUAAAGAGACUUUAAGAAGAACGAGUUCAAAACUGUGAGCUGAAUUAAGUUGUUGUGUUGUUUGAUGUGCAGACAUACAAUCAUGUUUAUUGGUGCUAAAACAAUAUACAAAAGAUAUAGACAUGUAUAUUCAUUUAUAUUUUAGUUUAAAAUGAGUCUGCAUUACACAAAUUUCCUUGAAUUUGAAACAUUUGUGUACCUUUGAGGAUGUGAAUUCUGUGGUAAGACUAAAAAAUGUAAUAAAUAGUAAGACAACAAAAAUCCAGUAUAAAAAAUCAGUAGUAUUUAAUUGAUAAUCAUAGUCUGUGACAUAAGCAUUGUUUACAUGUGUUCUACAAUAAGCCUAUUCUGUUUCUGAUGAUAAGUCUUAAGUCAGAAUUAAGUUCCAACUGUAUGGUGACAGGUUCUGUAUACCUGGUCAGUAUGGUGACAUAUAACUGUAUACCUUGACGGUAUGGUGACAGGUUCUGUAUACCUGAUCAGUAUGGUGACAGUACUUUAUACCUUGUCAGUAUGGUGACAGUACUGUAUACAUGGUCGGUAUGGUGACAGGUACUGUAUACCUGGUCAGUAUGGUGACAGGUUCUAUAUACCUGGUCAGUAUGGUGACAGGUACUGUAUACCUUUUUGGUAUGGUGACAGGUACUGUAUACCUUGUCGGUAUGGUGAUAGGUACUGUAUACCUGGUCAGUAUGGUGACAUAUAACUGUAUACCUGGUCAGUAUGGUGACAGGUACUGUAUAACUUGUCAGUAUGGUGACAGGUACUGUAUACCUGAUCAGUAUGGUAACAGGUUCUGUAUACCUGAUCAGUAUGGUGACAGUACUUUAUACCUUGUCAGUAUGGUGACAGUACUGUAUACAUGGUCGGUAUGGUGACAUAACUGUAUACCUGGUCAGUAUGGUGACAGGUUCUAUAUACCUGGUCAGUAUGGUUACAGGUACUGUAUACCUUUUUGGUAUGGUGACAGGUACUGUAUACCUUUUUGGUAUGGUGACAGGUACUGUAUACCUUUUUGGUAUGGUGGCAGGUACUGUAUACCUUGUCGGUAUGGUGACAGGUACUGUAUACCUGGUCAGUAUGGUGACAUAUAACUGUAUACCUAGUCAGUAUGGUGACAGGUACUGCAUACCUUGUCAGUAUGGUGACAGGUACUGUAUACCUGAUCAGUAUGGUGACAUAACUGUAUACCUGGUCAGUAUGGUGACAGGUACUGCAUACCUUGUCAGUAUGGUGACAGGUACUGUAUACCUGAUCAGUAUGGUGACAUAUAACUGUAUACCUAGUCAGUAUGGUGACAAGUACUGCAUACCUUGUCAGUAUGGUGACAGGUACUGUAUACCUGAUCAGUAUGGUGACAUAACUGUAUACCUGGUCAGUAUGGUGACAGGUACUGUAUAACUUGUCGGUAUGGUGACAGCUGCAGGUAGUGUAUAUCUUUUCGGUAUGGUGACAUGUAUUAUCAUUAAAUUCAUGCUAUGGUUUAAAAAAUUUUUUUUUUAGACUUUUGACAUAUAGUUUAUCAAAUACAGAAUAAAACACUCAGCAGUGAAACUGUAUGGGAAGUGUAAUGUUUUUGUGUACUUUUGUUAGGUUGUAUACAAUUCUGUAGUAGUGAGAAUACUAUAAAGCUAUUCAAUGUAUAUUUAUGUAUAGUUGAAGUAUACAUAGUUUUAAACAACAUGACCCAAAAACCCUGAAACUCUAACUUGUUGAUAUAUUAUGAUCCUUUAUCAUUGUGAGAAGUCAAGAAAUCAAUUGGAAGGCACUAGAGCGCUGACAAUCUUUAGCAUUGCAUACAUAUGUAGAAGAUGGACUGAGCAGAAACCUUAACCUUAUUCUAUUUAUAGUCCCCCCCCCCCCGCCAGAUUUUACAGGUAGGGAGAGUAACCCACAUAUACAAUUUAUUGACCUGGUAUCCUCAGUCCUGAUGGUCGUACAUAAUCAAACUUGUCUUAAGUCGAUCAAUUUUUAUAUUUUUCCAUUUUGGUUAUAUACAUGUAUAGAAUAAUAGAAUACACAGUUAUAUCACAGAGCCCCUAGCUGGAGCUGUGUAAAGAAAAAAAACGAAUUACUGGUAAUUCAGGUUUUUUUUAAUCCAAAUAAAACAGCACAUAACUGAAGAGUGAUACAGUGUAUAUCCCUUUUAAAAUGGCACACAGGAUCAUAAACACUUCGAUGAUUGGAACUGGAUGUUUUUAUUAUGAUUUACACUCUGACUGACAUCUAUCCUACAUAAAUGUAUAUUAUACUUUUUUCAGACUCCAACCCAUUAAUACAUGCCUAUAACUGCCUCUUCAUUGUGUAUAGGCGUGGGUAUUGUACUGUUCGAGUCCUUGGACUUUUACUCUACAAUAGCAUAAAUACAAUUUCUUUAGUGUAUCAAAAGAUAUAUUUAAAGAUUUAAAUGUUACUUUUAAAGCACUUGUUUUCUUUAGGUAUGGUAAACUGGGUACUAUCUGACCAAUCGUGACUGUCAAGUUGCUGAUCACAUUGAAAUAUUACCAGGUAUAAUAAAUAUCAGAUCAUUCUAUAAUAUAUGGUAUUAUUACCUGGUAUAAUAAAUAUCAGGUAAUUUUAUAAUAUAUGGUAUUAUUACCAGGUAUAAUAAAUAUCAGAUCAUUUUAUAAUAUAUUGUAUUAUUACCAGGUAUAAUAAAUGUCAGAUCAUUUUAUAAUAUACGGUAUUAUUACCUGGUAUAAUAAAUCAUUUUAUAAUAUAUGGUAUUAUUACCUGGUAUAAUAAAUCAUUUUAUAAUAUAUGGUAUUAUUACCAGGUAUAAUAAAUGUCAGAUCAUUUUAUAAUAUACGGUAUUAUUACCUUGUAUAAUAAAUCAUUUUAUAAUAUAUGGUAUUAUUACCUGGUAUAAUAGAUCAUUUUGUAAUAUAUGGUAUUAUUACCAGGUAUAAUAAAUGAUUUUAUAAUAUAUGGUAUUACUAACUAUUUAUUAGUAUUUAAUCACUGCCAUAUCAUUCUCUACGUGUAAAUAUAAUAAUUAUAGGGGGAAGUGUUUAUAUCUUAAUCACUUAAAAUAGAGACUUCAAAAAAGGAAAAGUCAAUAAAAUGCAUUUUAUGUACUGUAAAAGCAAAUGAGUUUCUCUCCAGGAUCAAUCCUGUGUUGUGAACUGUUCGUUUUAAAUAUUAAAUUUCAAAAUUCUUUAUAUUUCUCAGUACAUUUAAUCAAUUGAUUUGAAGUCAUGUACAUGUAUUGCAUAAAUGUUUUUGAAUAAUAGUAAACAUAGACUAUAAUUACCUGCUAUGCAUUUAAAAAAAAAGAACUUAAUUUUGAAUGAAGUUCUAUAGUUUGUGUUUUUAAUUGCUGGAUAUGCAAUGAUGACGUUUAGAAAUUACAUUUAUUGUUAUGUAUAAAUGUAUGCGAUACAUGUUUUACUAGUGGUCGUUGAGGACAGCCUGUGACACCUUAGCCUAAACAUUUAAUGGUGAUGCUUGAUUACAAUACAAAAUGUAUUGAAAUCUGUCGAUGUAAUUGCAUUGGUAGUUUCAUUAUUGCAAUAAAAUUGAAAGUAUCGUCA
This is a messenger RNA of Pecten maximus, 5264 nucleotides long. Its product is annotated as 1,5-anhydro-D-fructose reductase-like. The record is from RefSeq and is a predicted model, not a curated record. Gene Ontology annotation, molecular function: aldose reductase (NADPH) activity. Gene Ontology annotation, cellular component: cytosol. Bases 279 to 1241 code for a protein of 320 amino acids. The transcript has 11 exons. NCBI's taxonomy places the organism in Eukaryota, Metazoa, Mollusca, Bivalvia, Pectinida, Pectinidae.